AUGAUGUUACGCUCAACCACUAGAGCCACGCUCUUCAAGGCUGCUUCUUUGCAUGCCACUAAACCAACCAUGUUUGCUCGUUUCAAUUCCACCCAAUCUUUGGUAUCGGAGGUCAGAGAUUUACCGCAAUUAACAAGCAUUAUCAACUCGAAGGAUAAAGUUUCUGUUGUUGAUUUCUAUGCCACCUGGUGUGGUCCUUGUAAGGCUAUUGCUCCUAUAUUUGAGACAUUGGCCCAAAGAAUCCCCGAAGUGCAGUUUGCAAGAGUCGAUGUAGACCGUGCCACGGAUGUUGCUGCUGAAUAUGGCAUUACUGCCAUGCCUACAAUCUUGUUUUUCCAAGAUGGCUUGAAGGUUGAUACAAUUGUCGGUGCAAAUGUUCCAAAGCUAGCAAAGUUAAUCCAAGAUUAUUCGGGUGUGGAUGUUAAACUGAGAUAG
Clavispora lusitaniae ATCC 42720 is the source of this 435-nucleotide messenger RNA. Its product is annotated as thioredoxin. Lineage: Eukaryota; Fungi; Ascomycota; Pichiomycetes; Serinales; Metschnikowiaceae. The record is from RefSeq and is a predicted model, not a curated record. Gene Ontology annotation, molecular function: protein-disulfide reductase activity. Gene Ontology annotation, cellular component: cytosol.